AUGAGUUCAGUUGGAACAACAAAGCCUCAUGCAGUGUGUGUUCCAUACCCAGCACAAGGCCAUGUCAACCCCAUGAUGCAGCUAGCCAAGCUUCUACACUCAAGAGGCUUUCAUAUCACCUUUGUCAAUACUGAGUUUAACCAUAAAAGGUUGGUUAAGUCCAAAGGGCCAGACUCAGUGAAGGGCUUGCCUGACUUCCGGUUCGAUACUAUACCGGACGGAUUGCCUCCUUCCGAUUGCGAUGCAACCCAAGAUGUCCCUGCCCUUUGUUACUCAACUCGAAAAAGCUGUUUGGUUCCUUUCAAAGAAUUAUUGAUUAAGCUAAAUUCGUCGGCUCAAGUGCCUCCAGUAACAUGUGUAAUUUCGGAUGGAGUCAUGAGCUUUGGCAUAAAUGCUGCGGAGGAAUUAGGCAUUCCGGAGGUCCAGUUCUGGACUGCCUCGGCUUGUUCCUUCAUGGGUUACCUACAUUACCGUGAACUCAUCAAAAGAGGCAUUUUUCCAUUUAAAGAUGAGAAGUUCAAUCACGAUGGUACACUUGACACACCCAUUGAUUGGAUCCCUGGGAUGAGAAACAUACUGCUCAGAGACCUCCCGAGCUUUUUUAGAACCACCAACCCCAAUGAUAUCAUGUUCGACUUCAUGGGAGAGGAAGCUCAACAUUGCUUAAAAGCUCCUGCAAUAAUCUUCAACACUUUCGAAGAGUUUGAACAUGAAGUUUUGGAGGCGAUCGCGUCCCUGUUUCCGAACAUUUACUCUAUAGGACCGCUUCCUUUGCUAGGCAGGCAGGUCCCUGAUGGCCAAGCCAAGUCACUUAACUCAAGUUUGUGGAAAUUGGACUCCAAAUGUCUAGAAUGGUUAGACAACAAAGAACCAAACUCGGUUGUAUUUGUGAAUUAUGGAAGUGUGACAGUAAUGUCAGACCAACACUUCAAGGAAUUUGCAUGGGGGCUUGCCAACAGUAAGCAUCCUUUUUUGUGGAUUGUUAGAGCUGAUGUCGUGGUGGGAGACUCAGCAACUUUGCCUGAAGAAUUUUUUGAGGAGAUAAAAGAUAGAGGAUUUAUAACAAAUUGGUGCCAACAAGAUCAAGUGUUGUCCCACCCAUCAGUUGGCACUUUUCUAACCCAUUGCGGGUGGAAUUCUACGACUGAGAGUGUGUGCGGAGGUGUGCCUGUGCUAUGCUGGCCUUUCUUUGCUGAUCAACAAACGAAUUGUCGGUAUGCAUGCAAAGAAUGGGGGAUUGGAAUGGAGGUAAAUCCUGACGUAAAGCGCGACCAAAUUGAAGCACUAGUUAAGGAAAUGAUGGAAGGGGAUAGAGGGAAGAAAAUGAAGGAAAAUGCCCAGGAAUGGAAGAAGAAAGCAGUAGCAGCUUGUGAUAUUGGAGGGACUUCUUACAAUGACUUUGAUAGAUUCAUCAAAGAAGCUCUUCAUUAUACAGAGUAA
Cornus florida is the source of this 1440-nucleotide messenger RNA. RefSeq names its product linamarin synthase 2-like. Lineage: Eukaryota; Viridiplantae; Streptophyta; Magnoliopsida; Cornales; Cornaceae. The coding region runs from base 1 to 1440 and encodes 479 amino acids. The record is from RefSeq and is a predicted model, not a curated record. Gene Ontology annotation, molecular function: UDP-glycosyltransferase activity. The transcript is spliced from 2 exons.